Molecule: messenger RNA, 2578 nt
Organism: Glycine soja
Lineage: Eukaryota; Viridiplantae; Streptophyta; Magnoliopsida; Fabales; Fabaceae
Product: DNA-directed RNA polymerases II, IV and V subunit 11-like
Exons: 12
Coding region: 112-438 (108 amino acids)
Biological process (GO): transcription by RNA polymerase II
Cellular component (GO): RNA polymerase II, core complex
Molecular function (GO): protein dimerization activity; DNA binding
Source: RefSeq, a predicted model, not a curated record
AGUUUUGAUUGAAGACAUGAUAAUAGGUGCGUGUAGUAACAUUUCCAUUUCAUUUGGAGAGACACAGUAGUUAGUAGUGAGUAGUGAGAGGGAGGAAGCAGAAGUGAAGCGAUGAAUGCCCCAAAUCGUUAUGAGUGUUUUGUCGUCCUUGAAGGCACCAAAAAGGUUUCUUAUGAGAGGGACACGAAGAUCAUCAAUGUGGCGUCCUUCACCAUCGAGAGAGAGGAGCACACUAUCAGCAACAUCCUCCACAUGCAGCUGAACAGAGACCCCAAUGUCUUGUUUGCCGGAUACAAGCUUCCUCAUCCUCUUCAAUACAAAAUUAUUGUCAGGGUUUGCGAUAUGGAUGCUAUGUUCUCUUCUAUUUUUUCUGGAGAUUGUGCACCUUAUAGCCCCGCUAAGUUUUUAUACAAGUUUGUAUAUGGUGAUGGCGUGUAAGUUUGUGAUUGAAUAAAUGGUUUUGUUUCAGUUGGUGGUAGCACGCAACAAACCUUGCCACUUAUGAACAACAGGAUGCACAUGAGUUUUUCAUUUCCAUGCUUGAUCGAAUCCAUGAGAAGGUGGAGAAGGUUAGGCGUAAGCACAUAGUGAAGGUAAUAUGUUCCGACAGUGACACUGAUAUAUUCUUUUCACCUUCUUUGAAGUGCCUGCUUGUUAUUGUUAUAGUUAUAAUUUUUGGUUGGGUUUAGUUUCAAUUUUGUGGCAUGAAGGGAUUUUUUUUGUAUUAAACCACUUAUUCUAAUGUCUUCUUAAUAUUCAAUUUAAACAGAAUAUCAAAAUAAAAUUAAAGCUUGUGAGGAAUGUUGAAACUUCUGACCCUGUGUGCUAAUAGAAUCUUUAAGCUGGCUUGAUUUGGUUUAUACAACAAAUUAUUUUUUGGAUAAAUUCAAGUCUUCCAUCCUUCCUUGCUUAACAUUGGUUUUGUAGUUUUUGUCUAACUUCAGUGGAAGCUGUUGUGGCUUCUUUGUGUCUUUCACUCAAAUUUUUAACUAGUGUUUAUUUAUGUGUAUUUUAGUCAUGGUUCAUAGGGCUAAGGUACUAUCUUUUAAAAAAUAUAGGGAAUAUUGGAACACAAGUCUUUUUGUCCUCUUAUUGCCGUCAAGGACACUACUAGAAUUAUGCUAUCUAAGUCGGUUAUGCAGAACCGCCUUAGAUAGUGGCGCGAUGACAAACUUAUAAUUAUGAAAGCUGAGAAUAAUUUUUUACAAUGUAAAUUUUAAGGCGGUUAUAAAUAACCGUCUUAGUAACUUGCUGGGUGGCAUUUUUGUAAAUAUAUGAAAAAAAUUCAAAGACGGGUUUGGACCAAAGCCGCCUUUGUUUUAUUUCCCUCAAAUUAGGGAUUACAGCCAUCCCUUUCCACUGUUGACCCAGCGUCUAAUGCUGUGUUCAAAGACAACUCCAGCGUCCCCUUUGGUCUUCACUAAGCCCUGUUGAAGAGAACUUUGUGACCCAUCAUCACUAAGCCCUGUCGAAGAGAACUCUGUGACCAUCACUAAGCCCUGUUCAAGGUGUGUCGUGCCGCGGUCGUAUCGCACGAACUGGUAGGGGCUUUUAUUUUGCCUUUAUCGAUUAGCAACACAUGAACGAAGGGCAGCUUGCUUGCGGCUUCAACAUCUGCCAACCAAACCCUUAGUCAUCUAGGAUUUAAAGGGCUUCUCUGAGAGGAGAGGAACGAGUAGGGACUGCACAAGAGGAAUAAGAGGUAUUCGAUUGAUUGGAAAAGGUGUUGGUGUUGGUGUUUGAAUAUGAAAGAGGAUCGAGACUUUAUGGUUUUGUCAUAUGCUUUGCUGCUGGAUUAACUUGUACGCUAUUGUCUAUGCUUGUUUUCUUCAAACCAAUCAAGUUUGUGAUAGCAUUCACUCUUGGUAAUUUGCUUUCACUUGGAAGGUUCUGGUAUCCUUGGUCUACCGCUUCCUAGUUGCUUAACCUCACUGUUGUGUAGAAGAUUGUACCAACCUUUUUACUUGGUUGUUGAAUUGAAUAAUAAAGUAUAUUUGGGACGUCGUGUUUGAUUUUUUAUUGCUAAAGGCUAGGAAAGGGUGAAUAUACCUCCAAUAGAAGGACCCAUGGCAACACCCCCAAGAUCCCCUCCACCUCCUACAUCCCCUCCACCUGCUGAUUCACCAAGCGCAAUCUCAAAACCGAAGACUCGACAAGCAACCAGGCUGAGGAAAUUGACUGCAAGAACCUUGGAUCAACCAUGACCAAUUGUGCACGUGAACCCCACUACUGGUAGAGGUUCUGGUCCAGAAAAAGAUAAAUUUCACAGUUACUUGGGGGUAGUGGCACGAGAGAAAAUCCCUAUUGUGCAUUCAUCUUGGAAAGUUGUCCCGGAAUCACUUAAAAAUAUUGUAUGGAAUGACAUUUUGGGAAAAUUUGACAUCCCGGAAGGAACUGCUGCCAAGAAAAAGGUCAUGUCUACUGUUGCGACCAGAUGGAGGCAAUUUAAGUCCUCUCUGACCACUAGAUAUAUAUAUGCUGAGAAACAAGGUGAAGAUAACCCUGAUACAGCUUCUAAGUAUGGAAUAGAGCAACAAAUAUGGGAGCAAUUUGCAAAGAGUCGACAGACCCCAACUUG